CCACGGCCAUUUGAUUGGGCCUCAUUCUUAACACUGUUUGUGUCUCUAAUAGCUACGUGCCAGUGUUUAUGUGCCAUCCGGGCGUCUUGGGCCUUCAUAUUAUAUCACUUCCCAUCAUGUCUGUCUGCUGUCCAUGCGUUAUCUCGAUAAAGCGCUUCGCGAUUCCAAUAUGAGGGUAACACGAGUCUGCGAAAGCUUGCUGUACAGCUUCAUCACAAUCAGUUUAUUAACUUGUGUUGUCGCGUCCUCGUUCCAAAUCGGCUCUUUCUCCCAUCACCUUUCCCGGCUAAGAAGAAGUCUCCCCGGAUCCCUGAUCACUGCGCCCGAGGGUGCAGUUGGAUACUACCAUCCACCCCUGGGGCCUGUUGCCGAUAGACCACAACCACAAACGCAAUCGAUAGAGACAUUGGGCGUACCGCGAAAGACCAAAGCAGCGACUGUGACAACGACUGUCCGAGAGUUUACGCAUGAAUUGAGACAAGCGCCAGGAGUAUCCGGCAAUAGAACUGCUACCCAACCCAAUAAUAACGUGGCUACAGCGACUACCACUACGACGGUCACUGAGCGCGUCAUGGCAGCAAAUGUGACGGCGAUGGCAGAUAGAGGCCGGUCAUUGAGCACAGCAGGUCUCCUCAUGUCAAUCUUCUUGUCUGUACUGCAUCUAUAGCUUGUUAGUGUCGUCUGAUGUAAAUAGCUGCCAUACGGCAUUGGGUUCCAAAUUCCUAGCAAUUCCUGUAUAUACUAGCUAAAUAUAAUUCAUUAUAUCUGAG
This is a messenger RNA of Aspergillus ruber CBS 135680, 770 nucleotides long. RefSeq lists its product as uncharacterized. The record is from RefSeq and is a predicted model, not a curated record. NCBI's taxonomy places the organism in Eukaryota, Fungi, Ascomycota, Eurotiomycetes, Eurotiales, Aspergillaceae. Bases 134 to 667 code for a protein of 177 amino acids. The transcript is spliced from 2 exons.